Mucor mucedo is the source of this 1668-nucleotide messenger RNA. RefSeq lists its product as uncharacterized. The record is from RefSeq and is a predicted model, not a curated record. NCBI's taxonomy places the organism in Eukaryota, Fungi, Mucoromycota, Mucoromycetes, Mucorales, Mucoraceae. The coding region runs from base 1 to 1668 and encodes 555 amino acids. The transcript is spliced from 7 exons.
AUGCAGCUGGCCGAAUAUUUGGAAAUUAUACCACGUAUGACCAAUACGGAUUGUGUGCUACUGGGUAGAUGUAUUAGAAUCACAGGCGAAGAAAGCUGUGUCGAUAAUGCGAUUGACAAGUUUAGAGUAAUCCAAAAUUCCCAUGUAAGUUUUACCACAAGCGUCGAUUAUGCAAUGUGCAUUCAUUACCCAAAACACUCUGGACAUUAUGGCCUUUGUUUUUGUGACCUAAACAGAUAUAAACAGAAAGAAUUUGUGAUUGAUCAGCUGGAUCCGCAUCAGGUCUUAGAGGACAUUUAUGUAAUGUUACCUGUAUUUAUUGACCCUCUUACUAACGAAUACGCCAGGCCCAAAGAUUUGAUUCAAAUCAAGGCACCAGCCCAAAAAAAAUACCAGCAAAUGGCUGAGGAGGAAUACAGGGAAAGAGAUAAACUUAAAAGAAAAGAAAUAAACGACGCAUUUGCGAUGUUGAAUGUCAAACCUGAGCCACUUUCUGUCUACGAAUAUGAAGUUCAAAAACUUCCCGAGAAUACGGAAGAAAAUUUUCCUAGUUUGUCCCCCAGUCCAGUUUCUCGCAGUCCAACCCCCAUAAAUGGACGACGACCCAAAGGGUUGUUUAAACCAACACUAGGGAAUGAGGAACCCAAAAAAAAUCGAGUGAUACGUAUUGUACCACAAAAAUCGUAUAGAUCGCGAAGUCCGACACCAUCAUUGAGUCUUGUUGAGAGGGUGAAGGAGUAUAAUUAUCAUAACAUAAAAAAUGUGCUGGAGAAAGGGUUAGAUUCCAUCAGAGGAUUUAAAGGGGAAAUAAGAUUAUCAGCCAAAAUAGGAAAGGUUUUUUGGACAGAUGUACCUGCGGAAAUAAAAGGACAAAUUUGGAGAUACGAGGAUAUCAAUGAUAUUCUGAUCAAGGAACAUAAUUUGAAACCGCAAUUCACCCGAGCUACAGCAAGGGAUCAAUUUAUUCUGGAAUGUAUGACAUCUGAAAAUAUAUUGCCCUCGCCAGCUUACAACAAAACCUCAACCUAUGAGUUCCACUGCUUGGCACGUAACCAACCCAUAGUACCGUUUAGACCAGUGGUAAUUCACAUGAACGAAGGGGUUAUAAAUGUCAAGAAGGUCGUGUUACGAGAAAAAGUUGUAUCCAAGGUUGACUGGGUAUCGCUCGAUAGAAAAUACGACUUCGAGUUGUCACUUUCCACCAAGGUUUUAGCUAGAACCGAUGUGAAGCCAUACUCCACGUUUAUAAAACGUGUUUCUAUCUGCCCGAUCACUUGUUUAAUGACUUUUGAAAACGUACCUAAGUUUUUGAGUGUGGAAUUUUUGCUAUUAAAAGUGACAGCGAGAUUUAGAAUUGAUCAUCCUUUUAUCAUUGAAAUCACUCGUGUUGAAAAAGUACCUAUCAAGCCUGUAGCCGGUACGGUAAAAAUUGAUGCUUAUCCUGGUGAGGGCGAGUUUUGGUAUGACUUUGAGAUUAGAAAUACAGAAACCGAUGUUAGUUUUGAAAAAAACAAAGACCUGGAGAUAGGAGAUGAGGCUCCAUGGACUGCUAAAGAUAUUUUAGAUCUAGCAGAUGGCGACCAUGCAAAAGCUGAUAAUAUCACCAAACAUGUUCAAAAUAUUUUAAAUGUCAUUGAAAAAAUUGAACGCGAGAUACGUGGAACAUAA